GUUGGUGUUAAUUGGUUGGACAUAUUGAUCUAGAAUCUGUAUCAGGUUAGCUCAAUCCACUAAACAGACUGAAAAUAGUUCUAAAUCACUUCACCAAAACUCCAAAACAAAUUUGAACAGUGAUUACCGCAUCCAUGACAGCUGCCCGCUCACUCCGCCGUGUAUCUUCGCCGCUACCUUCACCUCAGCAGUGAAGCUCCGCUCCAACUUCUCUCUUUUCCAGAACUAAUUACACCGAAGCCAUUUCACUCCGCAUCCGCCACGUGACGAAUCCAAAUCUUCUCGUGGUUGGCUUGCCCUUCCUUUUCAUUUUUCGUAGAAAAGGGUUGCAGAUAGAUGCCACGAGGAGAUAAGGGAAAUGAGAUUAAUGUAGAAACCCGAAAACAACUGAUAUGACCAAAUCGAUCAAGGCUAGCCCGGGAGAGCUAAGCGCCACCAAAGACGUUUUCCUCUCAGCAUUCCGUUUUGCAACUUCCAUCAACGACCCUUCUCCUCCAUUUGGUGAUGAGCUCAGAACUUGCGCCCAAGAACAAGUGGAGUUCAUGCUUUGGGAUGAUGAAGAGGAGAUUCUCAGUAUCAUCAUAGCCGAUGAGGAAAUAAAGCAUGAGGCCAGAAUGGGAUUGUGCAAGAUCUUCACAUCAUUUGAGAAGGCCUUAUUCUCCCUUCUUUCAGAGCCUGACAUGAAAUACAUGGAUGUGGAGAAGAAGAUAAUGAAGAGUCUGGCCGAUGUUGAGUGGCUUUGCAAUGUUCUCAUGAAGACAAGUCUAAUGAGAGAUUUCGUAGCACAUUGGACAGAUAUAUCUAACUGUGUCUUGACAGUUGUCGAGGACAAAAGAGUCCAUUUUCUUAUGUGGGGCUUAAAGGUGAAGCUACUAGAGGUCACCUCAAAAGUUUUAGAUGUUGUAGGUUAUGGUACCUUAAUUCUUCCACCACCAGCCAGGGUACAACUCCUAAAGGCGUGGCUUCCGUAUGUGAGGAAAAUGAAGCUUCUUCUUGAUUCAAUGGGAAAUGAAGAUAUAGAGUUCCCUUAUAGGAUGGAGGAAGACCUGUCAGAGACCAUUGAGGGGGCAAUUGUGUCAUUGGUUUCUGCAUUGCCAUCAAACAAUCAGGCUGAAAUAUUGGCCGAUUGGAUGAGUAGUGGAGAGUAUGUGAAGUAUCCGGACCUGAGUGAGGCAUUUGAAGUGUGGUGUUACCGGACAAAAUCUGCUAACCGUAAAUUGCUCGAGGCUUUAGAUGAACCAUCAUCCUCUGCCUCUGAUUAUGAAAAAUCAUCCUCUGCCUCUGAUUAUGAACCAUCAUCCUCUGCCUCUGAUUAGUUUACUAAGCUGUUUGCUUUGAGCAUGCUGAUGAAUGAUUGAGAGUUUGAGACCUCUGACACUCUUUAAUGAUGAUGACCAGGAGAACUUUGGUUUCAUUCUUCAUUGCACUAUGUCAAUUUAGGAGCCCCCUUUUGUAAGCUUAACCUGGGUCUGUAAAGUUACUUAUUCUGUUCAUAAGCCAAAGCCGGCUAACAAAUAGAGCCUCUUAAUGCCUCUGUUCAACAACAAAAAAUCAUGACAUUUAGUUUGAAUUCCAACUAUUGUUGUGUAUUACCCUCCAUGUUGGCAGUACCCCCCCCCCCCCCCCCCCCCGGUGAUAUUCUAGUUUUCAACUUCAGGGUGCACAAUUUGUGGCCCUCAUGUAGUCAUGUGUAGUGCGAAUUAUAUCCUACAUCCAGAUUUGCAUAGUUGUGAUGUUUUCUUAGUA
This is a messenger RNA of Cuscuta europaea, 1746 nucleotides long. Lineage: Eukaryota; Viridiplantae; Streptophyta; Magnoliopsida; Solanales; Convolvulaceae. The record is from the annotation of a GenBank genome assembly.